Molecule: messenger RNA, 3688 nt
Organism: Aphis gossypii (cotton aphid)
Lineage: Eukaryota; Metazoa; Arthropoda; Insecta; Hemiptera; Aphididae
Gene: scramb1
Product: phospholipid scramblase 2
Exons: 8
Coding region: 310-1413 (367 amino acids)
Biological process (GO): plasma membrane phospholipid scrambling
Cellular component (GO): plasma membrane
Molecular function (GO): phospholipid scramblase activity
Source: RefSeq, a predicted model, not a curated record
CAAACCCAAAUUCGUGAUUUUAACUUACAGCUAUAUACUUAUACGGUUGGUAUACGAGGGUGCCGCCCUUCCGAUAACAGUAAUAAUAUUUUUUAAAUUUUUCACGCGAUAACGAUAAAUGACAAAUUAAUCUGAAGUAGUGAAAUCACUGAAAUUUGUAAUCAGUGAGUCAGUGCACUCUCCACUGUACGGUGGGCAUUGACUUGUGGUGUUGUGGUGUAGUUGUUUCAAGUCUUUUGACUACUAACUACUUCUACGUUCCAGAGGGUUUAAUUUUAUAAGAAUAUUGUCAAGUGUUAGAUAAUUAAAAUGUAUUCCAAUCCAAAUGCAGGACCACCACCACCAGGAUUUUCUCAAUAUCAUCCACCACAAAACCAAUAUCCACCAGCUGGUAAUCAAAAUCAAUAUCCACCGGCAGGUAAUCAAAAUCAAUAUCCACCAACUGGAAAUCAAAGUCAAUAUCCACCAAUCGGUAAUCAAAAUCAAUAUCCACCAGUUGGUAAUCAAAGUCAACCGUAUCAACAUGACCAAUAUAAUAUGUAUCAACAUCAACCACAAAUGCCAGCACAUCAAAAUCAGGGAUAUCCUGCAAUUCAAAAUCCAAACUACCCACCUCCAUAUUCACAGCCAGGUUAUGGACAAGUUAUUCAGCAUCAACCCGGCGCUUAUCAACCAUCUCCUCAAGUGGUUGCUGAUGGAUGGAUGCCUAUUCCUCAAACUAUACCACAAAACUGUCCAAAUGGACUUCAGUAUCUUUCAACAAUCAAUCAGUUACUUGUUAAACAACAAGUGGAAGUUAUAGAAGCUUUAUUGGGGUUCGAGACAAAUAACAAAUAUUCAAUUAAAAAUAGCGUUGGUCAGAAAGUGUUUUAUGCUGUUGAGGAUAAUGAUUGUUGUACACGAAAUUGCUGUGGUCCAGUACGACCAUUUGAAAUGAAGAUUUUGGAUAACUAUAAGAAUGAAGUUAUCCAUUUAUCAAGGCCUUUAGCAUGCCAAUCCUGCUUUUUCCCUUGUUGUUUACAAAGAAUUGAAGUAUUUUCACCACCUGGGUGUUUGGUUGGAACUGUUGAACAAGAUUGGUCUAUUUUAACACCAAUAUUUACUAUCCGUAAUGCAGCUAAUGAAGAAGUAUUAAAAAUUGAAGGACCAAUAUGUCGAUACAGUAUGUGUGGAAGUGAUGUUGAAUUUAAAAUAUUAUCAAAAGACAAAACCACUGUAGUUGGUCGUAUAUCUAAACAAUGGUCCGGACUUUUGAGAGAGGUAUUUACUGAUGCCGAUUUCUUUGGUAUUACUUUUCCUAUGGAUCUGGAUGUUCGAAUGAAAGCCGUUAUGCUAGGAGCUUGUUUUUUGAUAGAUGUUAUGUUUUAUGAAAAGCGAGGAAAUGCAGAAAAUGAUGGUAUUGGACUUUGUUAAUUUAAUUAUCUUCCAUUUUAUGUAUAAUGGUUAUAAUGCAGAGGUAGGCAAACUUUUUUUGGUCACGAUCUACUAAAAUAUACUUUUCCUUUGAGAAUCGAUUUUCAUAAAAAAAUUUUUUCAUUAUUGAAUAACUAAAAUUAUUAAUUAUUAUGAAACAUGGGCGCAUGGCUCUAAAAAUAAAUUCUAACAUGAUCGACUUUGAAAUUGUUUGUGAUCGACUGUUUGGUCGCCUCUGCUAUAAUGUAUAACUUUAAAUCAAACAAAGUUAAUGAAUUUACUUAUUAUGUUCGUUUCUUUAAAAAUAACUUAAUUUAAAAUACUAAAACUUUAUUAUUUAUUGUAGUUUAUGGAAUACUAUUAAAAAACAAUUAUAGUUUAUAUUUUUGUUAAUUGUAAAAGAUACCAUGAACUCAUUUGUUUUUAAAUGGUUGUUUCACUACAGUUUGAAUAAUGUGAUACUUAUACUCUGUGCCAAAUAAGAGUAAUUUCAGGUGGCAAACAAUUUUUGUACAGCUCAAUUUGAAUACACUCAUAGAUUAAAGCUGUUUUGAUUGUUAUUGCACUCAGUGCGUGUUAGCCAUACCUAUUGAUUUAAUUAUGUGAGAAUACCCAUCUGAAAUUAUUCUUGAUAUUCUUGUAUGUGAGAUAGAGUAUAAUUGUAUACAAAGCUAGGCAUUAAAUAUUCAAAAAUUAAAAAGUAAUUUUCGUGAUUUUAUUUUUUUUGGAAUUUCGUGUCAACUUUAUUCCAGACUUAAUUUCACUUUUUCUUAUUGCAUCAUUUGAUAUAAAAAUAUUAACUACUCCAUGCUUAUUCCAUGGAUUUGUUUAUAAAGAAAUGUUUAAUAUUAUUGUAUUAAACACAACUAAUGAAUUUAAAACAAUAUACUUAACUGACAAUUAAUUCAAUUUAAUUACCGUUCUUACCUACCUAUCUGAGUAUCUGACCAAUAUAAUAAAUACAUUAUAGUAUUAUAUUUUUGUUAUACUAAAUAUUUUUAAAUUUUUUUCAAAUAAUUACCUACUUAUAUUUUGUUUUUUAAUUUAUUUUAGUAUUUUUAAGUUAAAUGUUUUUCUUUAUUAUAAUUAUAUAUUGUUCAUUUAUGUUAAGAGUACUUUUCAGCAGUAAUAUGUUCGUUCUGUAUUAUGCCUCCUACUACUACUUUAAUACUAACUUUUGUUAUACUUGUGCAAUGCCAUUCUUUAUAAUUGGUAUAAAAUAUCUGUUAUGAUAACAUUUCAUUUUAAUAUUUUUAUAUUAAUUUAUAAACUCGUAUGAUAAUAUACCUACCAAUUAAACGCCCUCUUGCAUUAAACACAUUGUUGAAAAGUAUUCAGAUUUAAAUUUACUAUACUACAUCAUGAGCUAUGUACAUACUUAUAAUAAUAACAUAUAACUAAUUUUUGAUAUAAUUAGAAUGGAUAUUGACAGGGACGGCCUGGGAUAAAAAUUCAGUCCGGGAAAAUGUAUUAGACAUAUUAAUACAUUUCUUUUUAGUAUAAAAAAAAUUAAAAACUACUUAACUAUUUAAAAAAAUAAUGUAAUACAGCCGUUAGAAUAAUGACAAAUUCCAAUAUGUCAGGCAAUCAGGAACCUCACACUUCCCAGUAUCCCGGUGGGCUUGGCCACGUCUGAUUAUUGUUGAUAUUUCACUAAAUACUAGUCAAUAUUGUUUACCAAAUAUUUUAAAAUUACUUUUGCUGUAUUUUCCCUAAGUAAUUGAUGAUAAAUUUUUCAUUGCCACACAACAUAUUUUAAUUACUUUACUUAUUGUUGAACAAAAAAUAUAAAUGUUAAAAUUGUUGUUAUCAAAUAUUGUUUUAUGUGAAUUAAUAUUAAUUUACCUUUUAUUAGCUGUGUACAUAAUUUUACCCCAUCUCGCAAUUUUUAUUUUUUAUUAUAAUAAAUAUUACACCGCUAUAUAUUUGUUCUUAGACACCUUUACUAGCUUAAAGUCUUAAUGAUGUGCUAAACUAUACUUAAUUGGAACGCACAAUUAUUAGGAACUUAUAGUAACUUAACUAAUUUACUAAUUUGUAUUUAUACAUUACUAUUGACUAUAAUAUCGAAUUUUAAAUCUUGAUUUUAUUUUUACAAUAACUAUUUUUGUUAACCUAUAUUUACUUUAGCACUUACUAUUGUGUGUAUUUAAUAGUACCUGACAUGACAUGAUAUGAAAAUGUGUUAGUAUUUAAUAUGGAAUGUAUUUUUAUGCUUAUGAUGUGUAUUUGUUGGUGUUUGAUUAAAUAUAUAUGUUAUGCUCAUCAAUUAAUA